AUGCUCGAAAACAUGUUCAACACGCUGUUUGCUAUGGCUAUUUUUGUUUUAUCCAUCGUUUUCAGCAUAUUGCCGAUUUCUAUACUUGAUACUGAAGACUAUUUUGAAAGAAUCAGACUAAGUGUGAUGGUUUUUAGUAUGUUGGCGGUUAUAUAUUUAUUAAGUUGGCUGGGGCAAAGAAUUAUAGAUGAAAGCGACAAUUUGUUCUUAGCAACUUAUACAGGCCAAUGGUAUCAAUUGUCAGAAAAAUCAAAAGUGUUGCUAAAAAUCAUGAGGUACAGAUCUGUGCGGCCUUGUGUUCUCACUGCAGGAAUAUUUUUUGCUUUGAACCACGAGAACUUCGUUAAAAUCGUGAAAACGGGUUUUUCUUAUAUGGCUUGCCUACGUUCCGUAAGACAGUAG
This is a messenger RNA of Copidosoma floridanum, 402 nucleotides long. RefSeq lists its product as uncharacterized. Lineage: Eukaryota; Metazoa; Arthropoda; Insecta; Hymenoptera; Encyrtidae. The record is from RefSeq and is a predicted model, not a curated record.